GGAGAAUAAGAAGGAAGGUGCUUUUGUGAAACGCGGUGUGUAUGAGAUCGCGACUCAGACGGCGGAUUUCUUUUCUUUGCGUAACCAGGAGUCGUGUGCGCCAUAGAGAAGAUCAGAUUCGUGAAGAAGACGGGAGAGGAUAAUAAAAGAAGGACACACACACAGAGACAGACAGAGAGACAGACAGAGAGAGAGAGAGACGCGUUUUGCCUCUCCUCAGCCAUUUUGAGUGCGCGCGCAGGGGACUGUUUAUUUUCCUGUUUGGAAACGACUCACCGGUUGCGUUCUAAUCGCAUUGCAUUGCAGACCGAGUGAGGAAGAAAUGGAGCCGCUGUCGGAGAUCUAAGAGGACUGGGAUAUUUUGUAUAUAUAUUUUUUUAAAGCCAAAGGAAAGAUAAAACGCGCGCACGCACCAUUUAAAAGGUGAGCGGACGGACGCCGGGAGAUGGAGCGCAACCUGUCGGGGAUCUACCUGCUGCUGGCGCUCUUGACUCUGCGGCGGUCGAGCGGCGCCACGGCCAAAGAGCUGAGCUGCCAGGAGAUCGCAGUGCCUCUGUGCAAGGGCAUCGGCUACAACUACACCUACAUGCCGAACCAGUUCAACCACGACACGCAGGACGAGGCUGGCCUGGAGGUGCACCAGUUCUGGCCGCUGGUGGAGAUUCAGUGCUCUUCAGACCUGCGCUUUUUCCUGUGCAGCAUGUACACACCCAUCUGUCUGGAGGACUAUAAGAAGCCGCUGCCGCCGUGCCGCAGCGUGUGCGAGCGCGCCCGGGCCGGUUGCGCGCCUCUCAUGCGCCAGUACGGCUUCCCGUGGCCCGACCGCAUGCGCUGCGAGCUGCUGCCCGUGCAGGGAAACCCAGACACACUGUGCAUGGACUACAACCGGACGGACGCUACAACCGCCGCUCCAGUGCUCCCGAAACCUACAGGAUUCCCGGGAAGGACGCACGGAGGCAGCCGUGGAGGACACGCCAAGCGCAAACCGGCGCCGCAGCCGUGUGAGGCCGGGUGUCAGUGCCGCGCGCCGAUGGUCCGAGUGAGCAGUGAGCGGCACCCGCUCUACAACCGCGUCAAAACGGGUAGAACACCCAACUGCGCCAUGCCCUGCCAUAACCCGUUCUUCACCCCAGAUGAGCGGGCGUUUACAGCCUUCUGGAUCGGCUUGUGGUCUGUCCUGUGCUUCGUGAGCACUUUCACCACCGUGGCUACGUUCCUGAUAGACAUGGAGAGGUUCAAGUACCCAGAGCGACCCAUCAUCUUCCUGUCCGCGUGCUACAUGUUCGUCUCAGUCGGCUACAUCGUGCGUCUGAUCGCAGGCCACGAACGAGUCGCCUGCAGCCGAGAACACGACGUCGAACACGUUCACUAUGAGACCACAGGACCAGCGCUGUGUACCGUCGUCUUCCUGCUCAUCUACUUCUUCGGCAUGGCCAGCUCCAUAUGGUGGGUGAUCCUGUCUCUGACGUGGUUCCUGGCGGCGGGGAUGAAGUGGGGCAACGAAGCCAUCGCAAGCUACUCGCAGUACUUCCACCUGGCUGCAUGGCUCAUCCCGAGCAUGAAGUCGAUAGCUGUUCUGGCGCUGAGCUCGGUAGACGGCGACCCUGUUGCGGGCAUCUGCUACGUGGGCAACCAGAACCUGGACAACCUACGGGGCUUCGUGCUCGCACCGUUGCUCAUCUACCUGUGCAUCGGAGCCAUGUUUCUGCUCGCUGGGUUUGUGUCGCUCUUUCGCAUCCGUAGCGUCAUUAAGCAGGGUGGCACGAAAACGGACAAGCUCGAGAAACUCAUGAUUCGCAUCGGGGUGUUCACUGUGCUCUAUACGGUGCCCGCUGCGGUCAUCGUGGCUUGUUACUUCUAUGAACAGCACAACCGGCAGCGCUGGGAGGCGGCACACAACUGCGCCUGCGCAAUGGACCGUGAGCGUAAUGCAGAGAGGCCUGACUAUGCUGUGUUUAUGCUCAAGUACUUCAUGUGCCUGGCUGUGGGCAUCACAUCAGGCGUGUGGGUCUGGUCAGGGAAGACUGUUGAGUCAUGGCGGGCGCUGUGCGCGCGCUGCUGCCGAUGCCGCUGGGCGGGCAAGGGUGCGAGCAGCUCAGCAUAUAGCGACGUGAGUGCAGGGCUGACGUGGCGCUCAGGCACAGCCAGCUCGGUCUCCUGUGCCAAGCAGAUGCCUUUGUCCCGGGUCUAGAGGAGCUUGGCGCAUCACUUCCUGCUUUUUCUACCCACACAUUUCCAUACAAAUGGACUGCUAUGGGGUUUCUGUUAAGCACAAAGACUGGCUGAAACAAUCGAACCCAUCAUCACCCCUCGUGUGUGGUUUACUUUCCUGACAUUUCUAUUCAUAUGGACAUGACAUGCAAUCAGUGAUGCUUACAGAGAAUUAGGCAUUGCAUUGUCCCAAGUGGUGCUGAACAUUUCCCCCAAUCUUUUAGCAUUUAAACUCAAAGGUUUCUGUUUAACUUUUUUUUUUAGUUUAAAGAAUGUCUAAACAAUCAAAAAUAUCAAAGAUGCUCUCUCUCUCUCUCUCUCUCUCGCUCUCUCAAAUAAGCCUUAAAAAGUCUUAAAGUUUUAGUGCUCAAAUACUUCUACGGGUUGUUUUUUUAUCAUAAUGUAUUUAUACACAU
Molecule: messenger RNA, 2627 nt
Organism: Neoarius graeffei (lesser salmon catfish)
Lineage: Eukaryota; Metazoa; Chordata; Actinopteri; Siluriformes; Ariidae
Gene: fzd8a
Product: frizzled class receptor 8a
Exons: 1
Coding region: 446-2191 (581 amino acids)
Biological process (GO): non-canonical Wnt signaling pathway; canonical Wnt signaling pathway
Cellular component (GO): plasma membrane
Molecular function (GO): Wnt-protein binding; Wnt receptor activity
Source: RefSeq, a predicted model, not a curated record